AUGCUGCAGCGAUUCCUCACGCGUUCCCGCUCCGCCCCGUGGGCGUACCGCCGUCAGCAUCAAGGCCGCGUCGCUGUCGUGCACCUGCAGGCCGUUUGUUUCUCGUCGGAGGACGACUGGCGCAUUUCCGACGACGAUUUUGACGAAGGACCGGACAAGAUCAUCGACAAAGUCCGUCGGGACUCGAUGCCCCGUCGCCAGAUCAUGCCCGAGGCGGCCAAGAAGAGCCGGUUCAUGGUUGUUGCCCCGGAGAACCGCGGCAAAGUCCGUCGUCGGCUCUUGGACGAGUUCAAGAAGGACGGCAUCACGCUCGCGGACGUCGACCAGCCCGGGCAGUACCUGACGCCCGACACGGGUCUCUUGCGCGACAUUCGUGGCAUGAACAAAGAAGCCGACGAGAUGGAGUUUGCCGACGACGAAGAAGAAGGGGAGCUGAAUCUCGGUCAGAUGGGGCUGUUGCGCCAGAUCGUGCACGUGGACCAGGUACAGAAAGUCACCAAGCAGGAGCGCAUUGUCAACUUUCGGGCGCUCGUUGUCGUGGGCAACAUGCGUGGCGUGGCGGGCUAUGCUGUUGGGAAAGGCUCGUCGCCUCCGCUGGCGAUCGAGCGAGGCACCAAGCUGGCUCUGAAGCGGUUCACUUACAUUGACCGCUUUGAUGACCGUACGUUGUACCAUGAAGUGCGCGGCAAGUGGAACAGCUGUACGCUGUUCUUGCGUCCGACACCGAAGGACAAGGGACUGACCGUGAGCGACACUGUGGCUUGUGUGCUUGAUUGUUUUGGGAUCACGGACGUCGUGUCGAAGACGCAUGGCCAGCGCAACCCCUUUACGGUCGUGAAAGCCACGUUCGACGCACUCGCCAAGCACGAGACAGCAGAGGAGAAGGCUCUUCGGACAGGCCACUCGCUUGUGGAGCUCAGCACGCUAGCGCGUAUGCGCAACUUGUAG
Hyaloperonospora brassicae is the source of this 948-nucleotide messenger RNA. The record is from the annotation of a GenBank genome assembly. Lineage: Eukaryota; Oomycota; Peronosporomycetes; Peronosporales; Peronosporaceae.